Molecule: messenger RNA, 7771 nt
Organism: Oncorhynchus nerka (sockeye salmon)
Lineage: Eukaryota; Metazoa; Chordata; Actinopteri; Salmoniformes; Salmonidae
Product: secernin-2-like
Biological process (GO): proteolysis
Molecular function (GO): dipeptidase activity; cysteine-type exopeptidase activity
Source: RefSeq, a predicted model, not a curated record
CGUGGUACAGUAGCUCAACUACAAUCUGCCUUCUGGUAGCUACCACGUCUGGUUUUGCGAUUAAAAAGGAUGGCAGAGCCCGAGCCACCCCUCUCGUGUGACUGCUUUGUGUCCUUGCCCCCUGGCUCACAAGAUGAUCACGUGAUCUUUGGGAAGAACUCUGACCGUCCUAGAGAUGAGGUCCAGGAGGUUCUUUACUACCCAGCAACCAGUCACCCAUCCGGGACCAUGCUGGAGUGCACAUACAUUCAGAUCCCUCAAGCAGAACACACCCAUGCUGUGGUCCUCAGCCGGCCUCCCUGGCUGUGGGGGGCCGAGAUGGGGGCCAACGACAAGGGGGUCUGCAUCGGGAAUGAGGCGGUGUGGACCCGCGAAGCUAUCGAUCCAGGGGAAGCCCUGCUAGGAAUGGACCUGGUCCGCUUGGGACUGGAGCGUGCGGACAGUGCCUGGGGGGCGGUGAGUGUGAUCACUGGUCUGCUGGAGCAGCACGGCCAGGGGGGGCCAUGCAGGGAGGACCCGGCUCCCUUCAGCUACCACAACUCCUUCCUCCUGGUGGACUGCAACGAGGCCUGGGUCCUGGAGACCGCCGGAAAGCUCUGGGUGGCACAGAAAGUCACAGAGGGGGUGAAGAACAUCUCCAAUGCGCUGACCAUCGGGACGGAUAUCUCGGCGGAGCACCCAGAGCUGAGGAGUGUGGCCCAGGCCCAGGGUUGGUGCAGCGGCGAGGGAGAGUUCUGCUUCAACGAGGUGUUCAAGUCUGAACCCCCCCCCGCCAGGAUGGAACUGGCCAAGAAGCAUCACAGUGGGGGCACACAGCUCCUCCAACAGCAUGAUGGUUCUGUGACGGCCGAGGUGAUGAUGUCCAUCCUGAGGGACAAGCCCAGUGGGAUCUGCAUGGACUCUGGGGGGUUCCGCACCACUGGCAGCAUGGUGUCCAUCCUGCCCCGCGACCCCAGCCUGCCCUGCAUCCACUUCCUCACUGCCACCCCCGACCCCUCCAGGUCUGUUUUCAAGCCUUUUAUCUUCUCUGAGUCUGUGACCCCAGUGUCGAGGGUGAUCUCCCCACAGUACGGCCCAGACGACCCGGUCAGGAAGCAGCCGCGCUUCCAGAGCCUAGUGGACCGCAGGCACGACCUGUACAAGGCCCAUGAGGGGGCCCUGCAGACUAUGGAGACCAACCCGGACGCAGGGAAUGCUCUGACUGAGACGUUGAGGAUGUUGGAGGGCCAGUGUCUGACGGACAUAUCAGCCCUGCUCAGUGGAGAAACACCAGCAGAAGAGGAACUGGGGGACCUGUUCUUUGACUGUGUGGAAACGGAGCUGAAGUUCUACCAGUGAGGAGCGCUCUCAUGUGGAGAUCGCUAGUGCUCGCAGAUCGGCAGGAGAUGGCCCUGGGACUGUUUCGUCCUGUGCUCCUGUUAGAUUGGCUCCCUCCCGUCUCAUGCACUAGAACCCUCUUGAUGCCAUUCCAUCCAUCAUUGACACAGAAUAUAAAUGUCUUAACGUUCCAUGGGAUUGGAGCAUCAUUGUCAUUUGUAUCACUUUAGGGAGCAACGCUCGCCCCACAUUAGUGAGUAUGUGAUAGACCACUACAGGAGUGUACAGUUCCAGUCAAAAGUUUGGACACACCUACUCAUUCAAGUGUUUUUCUUAUUUGACUAUUUUCUACAUUGUAGAAUAAUAGUUAAGAUGUCAAAACUAUAAAAACACAUAUGGAGUCAUGUAGUAACCAAAGUUUAAAGGUUUAAACCAAUCAAAAUAUAUUUGAUAUUUGAUAUUCUUCAAAGUAGCCAUCCUUUUCCUUGAUGACAACUUUGCACAUUCUUGGCUUUCUCUCAACCAGUCUAACCUGGAAUGCUUUUCCAACGGUCUUGAAGGAGUUUCCACAUAUGCUGAACACUUGUUGGCUGCUUUUCCUUCACUCUGCGGUCCAACUCAUCCCAAACCAUCUCAAUUUGGUUGAGAUCGGGGGAUUGUGGAGGCCAGGUCAUCUGAUGCAGCACUCCAUCACUCUCCUUCUUGGUCAAAUAGCCCUUAUACAGCCUGGAGGUGUGUUGGGUCAUUGUCCUGUUGAAAAACAGAGUCCCGCUAAGCGCAAACCAGAUGGGAUGGCGUAUCGUUGCAGAAUACAGUGGUAGCCAUGCUGGUUAAGUGUUCCUUGAAUUGAAUCACUUAGUGUCACCAGCAAAGCACCAUCACACCUCCUCCUCCAUGCUACACAGUGGGAACUACACAUGCAGAGAUCAUCCGUUCACCCACUCUGCGUCUCACAAAGACACAGUGGUUUGAACCAAAAAUCUCAAAUUUGGACUCAUCAGACCAAGGGACAGAUUUCCACCGGUCUAUUGUCCAUUAAUCAUGUUUCUUGGCCCAAGCAAAUCUCUUCUUCUUAUUGGUGUCUUUUAGUAGUGUAGUAGGAUGUCGCUUGGGGGUAUCCGUACAUAUGUAGGACAUGCGAGGGUUAGGUUAAUAAACAGGCUGGAGCUAGAACCUCGUUGUCACGCGUCUUUAUUUUAGAUCAUACUACAUGGUGUCAGAAGUGGUUUUAAAAUUCACAUAAAUGUGAAGAACGUACCAAGUAAAUCAUACAUUCAGGCUGUUUCAAAGCAGGGAGGGCACAGUGUUGGAGAUAAAACAGCGCAUAUCAUUAUUUUGCUAGCUAACGAGCAAGGACUAAGCUACUGCUAAGCAACAGGUUGCAAGAGGAAUAAACUGGCGGGAUUUCAGGGUUUGCGACACCCAAGUUCAACGGGCUCUGACGCAAACACGGACAGGCCAGUGGCUAGUGCUGACGGAUUUCGCAUUAGUCCCCCGGAGAAUUUUGUUUGUAUGGACAUUCAAAACUGGCCGAAAUGGAUCGGAUCAGGCGCUUUGAAAGGUACAGGGUAGCAUCAGGCUUAAACGUGAAAAAUGAGGCAUUUCAAGUUAAUACACUGAUCUAAUCUAUGGGUGAUGAAGCCGAGGAUAUAUUAUAUGCUUCAACGUUGACCGAGGAAGAGAAACUUAACUACAGUGCUGUUAAAGACUGUUUUGAAACGCAUUUUGUAGGGAGACGCAACAUUAUUUUUGAGAGAGCUAGGUUUAAUAUGCGCCAACAGUGGCAGGGUGAAACCACCGACAGUUUUAUCACAGCUGUUCACAAACUAGCAGAACAUUGUCAGUUUGGCGCGCUCAGGGAAGAGCUGAUCCGAGAUCGGAUUGUAGUCGGGAUAAGAAAUAUCUCACUUUCUGAAAAGUUACAGUUGGAUUCCCAGCUUACCUUGUCCAAAGCUGUAAACCAGGUUAGGCAGAGUGAGACAGUAAAAAGACAGCAGACGAUGAUGCGCGAGAGCAGCUCCUUGCAGAACGAAGAGAGUGAGGAAAUACAUGCAUUUUCAUACAGAGCUAAAACAAUCACAGACGGCACCAGUAGCUAGUUCAAAUGUUUGUCGACAAUGUGGGAAAUCCCCUUUCCACAGAUGGAAAGAUUGCCCAGCAAAGGAUGCAGAAUGCAGGAAAUGUCACAGGAGAGGACACUUUUCAGCUGUCUGUCGAUUUAAAGCAAAUGCAUGAGGUCUCAGAGGAGGUACAGCAGGACAGCAUCUUUCUGGGAGAAGUAAAGGGAAACAAUGAGGCUUGUAUUCAGACAUUACACUCAAUGGGGAGGUUGUGUCAUUUAAACUAGACACUGGGGCAGCAGUGACAGCUAUCCCAACUAGGCUGAAUAGCUAUAGCAGGGAUGGCCCUUUGCUCUCUACAAACAAACAACUGUAUGGGCCCAGUAAUAACAUUUUACCAGUGGUAGGGUACUUGGUGAUCAAACUGGAGAGUAAAGACAAAAGUGCCAUGGGGCUGCCAGCAAUUGAAGCAUUGCAACUCAUUGAGAGAGUGAGCAAACUGGAGGACCCAGGUGAGGUUUUCAAAAAGAAAUUCCCAAAAGUGUUUUCUGGUCUAGGAAGGAUAGAAGGUGACUACAAAAUCCGCCUGAAAGAGGAUGCUGUCCCCUAUGCCCUUACCACCCCCCGCCGGGUGCCUAUCCCUUUAUUGGCCAGAGUAAAGGAAGAGUUGGGGAGGAUGGAAGAAAUUGGGGCGGUGUCUAAAAUAGAGUCCCACAGACUGGUGUGCAGGGAUGGUGGUCCCAAAAGCCAAUGGGGAAAUAAGGAUCUGUGUGGACAUGACUAAAUUGAAUGAGGCACUCUGCAGAGAGAGACACAUCUUACCAUCAGUGGAGCAGUCCCUGGCUCACAAGUCUUCACAAAGCUGGAUGCCCGCUCAGGUUUCUGGCAGAUACCGCUGUCAUCAGAGAGUAGGGCGCUCACAACGUUUAUAACACAGUUUGGCCGUUACUGUUUUAAUGUUUUGCCGUUUGGAAUCGCUUCCGGUCCUGAGCAUUUCCAAAGACGCACGUCCCCGCUGUUGGAGGGGCUGAGUGGCGUCAUAGUCCACGCGGACGAUGUGCUCGUGUGCGGAUGGGACAGAGCAGAACAUGAUGUAAGGCUCACAGCAGUUCUGACCCGACUCCAGGAGACUGGCCUGACACUCAAUGAAAAAUGCACUUUUGCACAAUUAGAGGUCUUGUUCUUGGGACACAAAAUCAGUGCAGCUGGAAUAGAGCCGGACCCAGAGAAGAUCAGCGCCAUCACAGAUAUGCCCAGACCCCAGAAUGUGGCUGAAGUCAGGACCUUCUUAGGCGUGGCCACAUAUGUGGGUAAGUUCCUCCCACAGUUCUCAGAUACAACCAAACCUCUGAGAGACUUACUAGCCAAAGAGAAUGACUGGUCAUGGGGUCACAUGCAACAGGUAGCGUUUGACAAAAUCAAAGGAGAUCUGGCCUCACAGAGAGUGCUGGCCCAGUACCGUCCCCACGCUAAGACAAAAGUAUCAGCAGAUGCAUCAUCCUUUGGGCUAGGAGCGGUCCUCACACAGAUGCAGGACAACAUGGAGUGGCGUCCAAUAGCAUACAUCUCCCGAAGCUUAUCCGACACAGAGCAAGGAUAUGCUCAAGUGGAGAAGGAGGCGUUGGCGAUCACAUGGGCAUGUGAAAGGCUCAGCCAAUACCUUAUUGGCCUGCAGUUUACAGCAGAGACUGAUCACAAACCCCUGUUGGCUCUGUUAGGGACAAAAGAACUGGACGACUUGCCUCCCAGAGUUCUGCGCUUCCGCCUCAGAUUACUGAGGUUCACCUACAAGAUGGUGUAUGUGCCAGACAAGGCACUGAUCACAGCAGAUGCACUCUCCAGGGCCCCAAUUAAAUGUCCAUUAUCAGAGGAGGAGCAAUGUCUAGAGGGUGAGGUACAGGUGUCCAUUAAUGCAAUAAGGGACAGUCUACCUGCAUCUCAGACCAAACUGCAGCAGAUUGCAGAGGAGCAACAACAAGACCACAUCUGCCAACAUAUAGUGCAAAAAGGGAUGGCCCAGGCAGGAGGAACUGCCUCAGCUGCUGAAGCCCUAUUGGGUGCACCAAAGUGACUUCCACUGUAAUGGAGACCUUCUCAUGAAAGGACAACGGAUAGUUAUCCCAGAGACUCUACAACCAGAAAUGCUAGACAGAGUGCAUGAUGGACACAUGGGGAUAACCAAAUGCAGACUGAGGGCUCAACAGUCAGUGUGGUGGCUUGGUCUGAGUACUCAGAUUGCCAAGCUAGUGGCCCAGAGUGAGGUCUGUACAAAAUGUCAACCUUGUCAUCCGGAGCCAAUGAUGGCAACGGAGCUGCCAAAACGGCCAUGGCAAAAGGUAGGGGCGGAUAUGUUCGAUUGGAAAAAUGACACUUAUCUGCUAGUGGUAGAUUACUACUCAAGAUACAUUGGAAUAGCAAAGACACCCAUAACCACAUCAGCUGGUGUUAUCAAUGGAUUAAAGUCCAUUUUUUCCAGGCAAGGUCAAUCGAGGUCCUGGUUACAGAUAAUGCUCCCCAGUUCUCUGCGAGUUCUUUUUCUGCUUUUGCCGCAGAAUAUGACUUCAUACAUGUGACCAGUAGCCCCUACCAUGCACAGAGUAAUGGUGAGGCAGAGAGAGCUGUGAAAACAGUCAAGGGACUGCUGAAAAAGAACAAGGAUCCAUAAAGGGCUCUGUUAGCUUACAGAGUUACACCACUGCAUCAUGGGCCGUCGCCUGCCGAGCUCCUGAUGGGCAGGAGGCUGCGUUCCCCAUUGCCUGUCUCGCCGGCUCAGCUUAAACCCCAAUGGCCUAACAGAAAGGCCUUCGCUGAGAGGGACAAACGUCUGAAACAAACGCAAACUGGAGACUUUAAUCGGAGACACCGUGCUAAGGAGAGGCCAGAGCUGGCAGAAGGUCAACGUGUGUGGAUUACAAACUCAAAGACACCAGCAAUAGUGCUGAGGAAAGCGGAUGCCCCACGCUCCUAUGUGGUGGACACAGGCUCAGAAGAGGUACGAAGGAACAAAACACACCUCAGAGCUCUUCCAGAUCUACCAGCCACACAGACCAAGGCCACAGAAAAUGCACAAAAAGAGGGUGAAGGAGAGAGAAUGCUCACAGAGCCACAAGCGCACCCAAAAAGGGAUGUGAAGCCACCAGAGUGGCUGAAAUACUAUGUUACGUGAAGAGAAAACAUACUGCUGGGGAACAUACCAAGCAAAAAGAGACUGUACCUAAGUUCAUGUUCAUACUGUGUGAUUUAAUGCUUUCAUACUGUUUCAGGGUGGGAAGUAGCAUGUUAGAGAAUAAUACUGGUUUCCAAAUUGCAUUUCAGUUAUGCUUCAGUGGUUAUGCAUGUUGAGUUCUUGUUCAUGGGAGAGGGGAAGAUGUAGUAGGCUGUCCCUUGGGGGUAUCCGUACCUAUGUAGGACAUGCAAGGGUUAGGUUAAUAAACAGGCUGGAGCUAGAACCUCGUUGUCGUGCGUCUUUAUUUUAGAUCAUAUUUUAUUUUAGAUCGUUUCUUUGCAGCAAUUUGACCAUGGAGGCCUGAUUCACACAGUCUCCUCUGAACAGGUGAUGUUGAGAUCUUGAGUGUCUUACUUGAACUCUCUGAUGCGUUAAUUUGGGCUGAAAUCUGAGGUGCAAUUAACUCUAAUGAACUUGUCCUCUGUACCAGAGGUAACUGUGGGUCUUCCUAUUCUGUGGUGGUCCUCAUGAGAGCCAGUUUCAUCACAGCGCUUGAUGGUUUUUGCGACUGCACUUGAAGAAACUUUCAAAGUUCUUGAAAUGUUCCGGGUGGACUGACCAGUAAUGAUGGACUGUCAUUUUCUCUUUGAUUAUUUGAGCUGUUCUUGCCAUAAUAUGGACUUGGUCUUCCUCAGGGCUAUCUUCUGUAUACCACCCCUACCUUGAAACAACACAACCGAUUGGCUGUAAUGCAUUAAGAAGGAAACCAAUUCCAUAAAUUCACUUUUAACAAGGCACACCUGUUAAUUGAAAUGCAUUCCAGGUGACUACCCCAUGAAGCUGGUUGAGAGAAUGCCAAGAGUGUGCAAAGCUGUCAUCAAGGCAAAGUGUAGCUACUUUGAAGAAUCUCAAAUAUAAAAUAUCUUUUGAUUUGUUUAAUACAUUUUUGGUUACUACAUGAUUCCAUAUGUGUUAUUUCAUAGUUUGGAUGUCUUCACUAUUAUCCUACAAUGUGUAAAACAGUGAAAAUAAAGAAAACCCCUUGAAUGAGUAGGUGUGUCCAAACUUUUGGCUGGCACUGUAUGUAUGUGACUUUGCAGAUCUGUUUCACAUUAAACACCUACUGUAAGUACGCCAUUUGUCAAAUGUGCUAUUCAUUGUUACAAGUGAAUGGGGGUUAGUUGACUGACUGCCCCCAUGUGAAUUAACUAAUAAAAUAUUAGCUGUC